This is a messenger RNA of Phragmites australis (common reed), 869 nucleotides long. Its product is annotated as nucleoside diphosphate kinase 1. The transcript is spliced from 4 exons. The coding region runs from base 181 to 630 and encodes 149 amino acids. Gene Ontology annotation, molecular function: nucleoside diphosphate kinase activity. Gene Ontology annotation, biological process: GTP biosynthetic process; CTP biosynthetic process; UTP biosynthetic process. NCBI's taxonomy places the organism in Eukaryota, Viridiplantae, Streptophyta, Magnoliopsida, Poales, Poaceae. The record is from RefSeq and is a predicted model, not a curated record.
GUUCCCACGGGAAAGCCAUUCCAAGCCCACGUAAAGCAAGCGCGCCCGUCUCUCUCGCACCCCGAUUCGUUCCCCAUCCGCUCAUCGCCUCCGCUUGCGCCCUCCGUUUUGCGCUAGCUUCACCUCAUCUCACGUUCGCUUCGCCGUGUACCGUGUCGUGUGUCGCCCGUUCUUGGCAGGAUGGAGCAGACCUUCAUCAUGAUCAAGCCCGACGGCGUCCAGCGAGGCCUGAUUGGAGAUAUCAUCAGUCGGUUCGAGAAGAAAGGAUUCUACCUCAAGGGGAUGAAGUUUAUGAACGUGGAGAGGUCCUUUGCGCAGCAGCACUACGCUGACCUUUCUGACAAGCCCUUCUUCCCUGGGUUGGUGGAGUACAUCAUUUCUGGUCCUGUUGUUGCAAUGGUGUGGGAGGGGAAGGAUGUUGUGCUGACUGGCCGCAGGAUCAUUGGUGCCACCAGGCCUUGGGAGGCAGCUCCUGGCACCAUCCGUGGUGACUAUGCUGUGGAAGUUGGCAGGAAUGUCAUCCAUGGAAGUGAUUCCGUGGAUAAUGCAAAGAAGGAGAUCGCUCUUUGGUUCCCCGAAGGCUUAGCAGAGUGGAGGAGCGACCUUCAUCCUUGGGUCUACGAGGCUUGAGAUUUGGGGUACUCGAUGCCUGGUUUCCGUCAAAAUUGAGUUUUGUCUUCAGACUUACAUGUCGGUUCUGGCUGUAGAGCCAUACUUAGUGCUUUGUGAUACAUAUAGCAGUUAAAUGUGCCUGAACCUAUAUGGCUUAUGAGUUCUGCCUUUUUUACUGUUUUGGUUUGCUGUGAUUGUCGAACAACUGAUGUGAUCUAAAAUAAAAACAAGCAGGCCGGUUUUUCUUAGAAAUGUCA